UCAUCAAACACAUUGUGCUCACUCAACAAUGAAGCUCCUCAGAUUCUCUUACCUCGCUCUGUUCAUAGUCUUCCUCGCUGGGUUGCCGGAUACUGGAAUCGCCCAUGAUUAUAGAGAUGCAUUGUCGAAGGCAAUCUUGUUCUUCGAGGGCCAGCGAUCAGGGUAUCUGCCGGUUGACCAGAGAAUGAGAUGGAGAGACCAUUCAGGGCUGAGCGACGGGUGGACUUACAACACAGACCUCACCGGCGGCUACUACGACGCCGGCGACAACGUGAAGUUUGGAUUCCCGAUGGCAUUCACCGCCACAAUGUUGGCCUGGAGCGUCGUCGAAUUCAGAGAUGAGAUGCCUCCUGAGGAGCUUCGGAAUUGCCUCGUUGCUAUUCGCUGGGGUACCGAUUAUCUGCUCAAGACUGUGUCUCAGCCCGAUCGAAUUUUUGUUCAGGUGGGGGAUCCAAGCUCAGACCACAACUGUUGGGAGAGGCCAGAGGACAUGGACACAGACAGGACGGUUUACGCCAUUGACGCGCCAAAUCCAGCUUCUGACAUCGCCGGCGAAACAGCGGCGGCACUGGCCGCUUCAUCCAUGGCGUUCCGGUCGUCGGACCCCGGAUAUUCCGAGACACUGCUAAGAAAUGCGAUCAAGGCCUUUCAGUACGCUGAUAACUACAGAGGUGCUUACACGGACAAUGAUCACGUCAGGGACGGUGCUUGCCCUUAUUACUGCAACUUUGGAGGCCAUCAGGAUGAGUUGUUAUGGGGAGCGGCAUGGCUGAGGAGGGCAACAGGGCACGAUGAUUUCUUGAACUACGUUCAGUUCAAUGCCAAAGCAUUCGGUGCUGACGAUAACAUCAAUGAGUUUGGCUGGGAAAACAAGCAUGCUGGCCUUAACGUUCUUGUCUCCAAGGAAGCGGUAGAAGGAAGCUUGUACUCUCUACAAUCCUACAGGGAGUCAGCAGAGAGCUUCAUGUGCACACUGAUACCCGAAUCACCAACCUCACAAAUCCAAUACACUCCUGGAGGUCUCAUUUACAGACCUGGAGGCAGCAAUUUACAGCAUGCCACCUCCCUCUCUUUUCUUCAGCUUGUCUACGCCAAUUAUCUCUCUCGCUCCUCCCAAACCCUAAAUUGUGGGACCCUCUCCGACAUCACUCCUCAAGCCCUUCGUCGUAUAGCCAAGAGACAAGUUGACUACAUCUUAGGCGACAACCCCAUGGGACUGUCCUACAUGGUCGGAUAUGGAGAUCAUUACCCUCAAAGGAUUCACCAUCGUGGCUCUUCUGUGCCUUCCAUUAAAGACCAUCCUCAGUUCAUUUCAUGCAAGGAAGGCUCCGUCUAUUACAAUUCUUCUAACCCUAACCCUAAUCUUCUUGUCGGGGCUCUCGUUGGAGGGCCUGAGGACGAUGAUGAGUACGAGGAUGAUCGAGCCAAUUUCAGAAAGUCUGAACCCACUACAUAUAUUAAUGCUCCUUUUGUCGGCGUUUUAGCGUACUUUGCCGCUCAUCCUGACCCUUGAUCCAUUACUCAUGAUGACACAAUGACGGCAUAACUUAAGAACAGGUAUUUUUAGGUAUUUAUUGUCAGGUUCUUCACAAGAAGUCGCGCCUGCGAUGUUGAUAUUGCUUUUUACAUGUGAUUAAGUGUUUUGAUCGAAUAAAACCUAUUCGGCUAUUCACAUGUUUUACAUAUAUAUAUAUAUAUAUAUAUAAAUUACUGAAGAACUUGAGUAAAUACUUAAAAGAACAUUUCUUAAGUCUUUUCUCUCUCUCUCUCUCUCUCUCUCU
This is a messenger RNA of Neltuma alba, 1781 nucleotides long. RefSeq names its product endoglucanase 24-like. The record is from RefSeq and is a predicted model, not a curated record. Lineage: Eukaryota; Viridiplantae; Streptophyta; Magnoliopsida; Fabales; Fabaceae. The transcript is spliced from 5 exons. Bases 29 to 1513 code for a protein of 494 amino acids. Gene Ontology annotation, molecular function: hydrolase activity, hydrolyzing O-glycosyl compounds. Gene Ontology annotation, biological process: carbohydrate metabolic process.